This is a messenger RNA of Perkinsus marinus ATCC 50983, 3348 nucleotides long. RefSeq names its product cleavage and polyadenylation specificity factor, putative. Gene Ontology annotation, biological process: mRNA 3'-end processing by stem-loop binding and cleavage. The transcript is spliced from 24 exons. Gene Ontology annotation, molecular function: RNA binding. The record is from RefSeq and is a predicted model, not a curated record. Bases 1 to 3348 code for a protein of 1115 amino acids. Gene Ontology annotation, cellular component: mRNA cleavage and polyadenylation specificity factor complex. NCBI's taxonomy places the organism in Eukaryota, Perkinsozoa, Perkinsida, Perkinsidae.
AUGUCUCAAGUCGCCUCUGCGAACCCGGAGGGAGGGGUCUCUGUGGAGAUACUGCCCAUUUCUAAAGAUACGUCACAGUACCAAAUGGCAGUACUUAAGCUUACAGAUGAUGUCACUAAUACGAGUUGUAGUGUACUGCUGGACUGUGGAUGGACAGAAGAGAUGGAUCCAGACAUGCUUGGACCCUUGGUGGCUGAGCAGCAGCCCUCUGGGGCUCGACUCGUGGAUCAGAUCGACGUGUGUCUGUUAUCCUUUGCCGAUCUGCAGCAUUGCGGUGCAUGGCCCUACGUGUAUUGCCACUUGAGACCUAAGAAACUCCAAUACGCUGUAGCCCCUCCCCCUGUUGGGGAGGCUGAUGCUGCUGCUAGUAGCAGCAAGAACAGCAAUCAACCAUCGAAUGGGGCCAUGGUACUGGCGACAGAGCCUGUAAGGCGUCUUGGUGAACUCACACUCACGGCACUGCAUGAGGACAUAGAUAAGAUGAGGGAUGCGGUGACGACUACCAACGACUGGUUGUUGACCAUUGACGACACUAUUAUGGCUUUUAAUGGAGCAGUGACGCCUUUGCAGUAUGGGGAGGGCGUCAUGUUCACCAUGCGAGGCGAUGCUGGGGCCAAUGCGAAAGGGCCGACUGUGAGGUUCACCCCUCUCCCUGCUGGGAGGAUGCUGGGCGGAGCAUAUUGGAGGAUUGAUGUUGGCUCGCAAAGUAUGGUAUAUGCUGUGGAUUAUCAAAUGGCUGGGGAUAGGCAUUUAAAUGGUAUGGAGUUGCCGCCGCCGGAGCAGGCACCGCCUAGCGUAUUGAUCACUAAUACGAUGCCCCCAGCAGUGGAGGGUGCAGUAACGUGUGCAGGUCAGGGCGCUACUAGUAAUGUAGCGACGGAGAGUAGAAGGACUUAUGAUGCUGGGAUUACAGCUUCGAGGUCUAACAGGCGCUAUGCUCAGGCCGAGGAGGCUCUGCUAGGGAUGGUCCUAAGGUCUCUGAGGAAGGAUGGUACAGUGUUGUUACCAGUGGAUUGUUGUUCAACAGGUCGUGUAUUGGAGUUGCUGUUGCUCCUCGAGGCCGCAUGGGCUGCCGAUGCCGGCCUGCAGGUCUACCCCGUAGUGUACGUGUCGCCACUCGGGGACGUGGUACUCGAUCAGAUCAAGAUAAGGAUGGAGUGGAUGAGCAGAGUGGUUCAUAACGACUUCGAUACGUCGAUGGGCUUCAUGUACCAUCCCUUCCUCUUCCAACAUGUUCAGCUGUGCUCGAGCUUUCAAGAUUUCGCCCAGAACUACCCAGCGCGGAAGCCCAAGGUUGUUUUGGCAUCUAGUGCCUCUUUGGAGAUCGGCGAUGCUAGGGAAAUAUUUUGUCGUAUGUGUGGCGACCCCAACAGUACAGUCAUAUUCACUACGUCUGAUGUUGCCUAUCGAGACUGCCUCGCACAGAGGGUCAUACACGACUUCGUCGUGGAGAGGCCUGAAAACCCCAACGAACCCGUCACGUAUCGGGAGACGCAGUAUAUCAAGAGCUCCUACACGGAUGAGCAGCUUCGUGAGGUCUAUAGGGAAAGUCUGGCAAGGGAGUCCCAGGAGGAGCUUGCGAUGAGGCGACGUCGGAAAGAGCGUGAUCGUCGCGAGAAGAUGGCGGCCCAGAAGGCAGCGGUGGCGAGGCGCCAGCAGCAGAGUAUGGCGGAGAGCUACGCGGAAGGCAUGGCUAAGCAAAUGCUGCAGAAAACUGGGCUAGCGAGCGCUAAGAAUAAUGAGGGGGAUGGUGGGGGCUCGGGCACUGCUUUGAUAUCAUUGGAGAGCAAAAAUCAAGCGUCAGUAUAUGAUGUGGAGGGCGGACAAGUAAAUGGGUUCUUCAGACCUGGAAUGUUCUACUCACAGACAGCUGCAGCGCCUUCGGCUAGUGGAGGGGGGAGUGCUGGAGCGGCGACUGGAGGUGGAGGAAGAGGGGCUAUGGGAGGAGGAGGAACGGGAGGGGUUGAUGAUGAUGAGGAACUUGGAGGAGUAGCUGCUGGAGGAGCCCAGAUGGCGGACGAGUACGGUGUUCGACUGGACAGUAGCGUGAUUGACUCUUGGCGAGCUCAUGCGGAAUCUGAUUUUAUGAGGAUGAAGCGCUUCCGGAAGGGGUGGUAUCAUGACGACUAUCCUGAUAAGAAAGAGAUGAAGGAUGAACCUCAUGGACAUUUCCGCGUUAAACAGCAGAUGAAGGUCGCUAAGGACGAGCUGAAGGCUGAUAUUGGCGAGGAUGAUGGGCACCAGCGAAUGAAAGCUGACCCCAGUGCAGCCCCUGGCACGGACGACCACGACAGUUUUGAUUGGCGACGAGAUCUCCAAGUUCGCUUUGGAGAGCCCAAGAUGGUUGAGACCCGUGAACGUGUGAUUCGAGUCGGCUGCAAGGUUAAACUGAUGGCUCCGGGUAACGGUAUUGACGGCCUCGCUACUCCCCAGCACAGGCACGAGCUGUUGGCGAGGCUACGACCGCGCCAUCUGGUCAUUCUGCCAUCUGUAAAUGCUGACGACCUUGAGCUGAUGAUACACAGGACUGACUCUAUGUUCGCCACUGGCAAGGGAGGCCAAGCAUACGUCUGUCAAAGUGGUCGUGAACGGGGGGAGAUCGAACUACAGCCUGUGCAGUUCUCAUUGAGACCACGAAAACGACAGUGCUAUCUCGACAAGAGCCUUCAAAGGGAGUUGAAGUACAUACGCGUUGUAGCUAGGAAUAGCGACAAGGCUAGACCGGAUGCACUCAACAGGUCUUGUGCUAAAGUGGCUCUGUGCCGAGUGGCAUUGACAUCAGCGGCCGAUUCUGCAGACGCUCCUUCCCGUACGGCAAGUGGCGAGCCUAUUGGGACGGUCUUGAAGGAUUCUGAGGGGGAGCAUGGGGUGGUGAUAGGAGGGUCUCAAGAGGAACAGGAGGCUGCUGCGGCUGAAGAGAUUCUCUGUCGUCCAGGCUUAUUGCUAUCGUCGAAGCCUUUGCAAUUGGCGACUCUUCGUGAGCGUCUUAAAAAGAAGUUUGUCGCUCGUGGCAAUGAAUCGGUUGGUGGCUCAGUAGCUUUCAAGACUCGGCCGAAGGGAGGGCUGGUCAGCAAUGGGGAGUUCACCAUGACGCCUAUGUCCAAUAGGAUGCUCGUUGUGGACUCACCCGAGGGAGGGGAAGUGACGGUGGAUACUCAUCAUCAAGGGAGGCCGGCAGCGAGAGAAGCUGCUCAGGAUUUGGGUAUGGCGCCUGGCGGGGCAUUGGGUGAGGGAGAAGAGGAAGAGUCAACGCAUGCACAGACUACAGUCGUUCAAGUGACAGGGGACCUGUGCCAAAAUCUCUUUAAAGUGCGGGAUGCUAUAUACGACCAGUUUGCUGUGGCUUGA